AUGCGUAGUGCAAACAGAUGUGUGGGAAACGUCUCCCAGGUCGAGAUUGAAACGGUAGCUAAUGAAGAUUCGGAUCCCGACUCGGAUUCGUCGAUUGAAAAUAGUGUGGAGUAUGCUCCUCUUGGGUUUUCCAUUGUUGCGGGCGUUCCAGCAAAGGCGCAAUAUAAACCCAAGGGAGUAGCUCGUUCUAUCGACGAAUCCGAAGAAAGCGAUAGAGAGUUGAGCUUUUCAGACGCGCCUCUUGUUGUAACGCUUCAAGAUAAUCGAAGCCGGGCAUUGGUUCAACGUCGCCAGGAAGAAAGCAUUGAGGCGGUUGAAUCCGAACCUGAGGUCGAGCCAACCGAGGAUGACGGAAAAGAAGAACAACUCAACGCGAUUGUUAUUAGCAAUUUAGUGAAACGCUUGAGGGACCCCAAUGCUCAAGUGACUACGAGAGACUUUGAAAAUCUUGAAUGGGAUGAUCCAAAUUUUGAAGACGAGCUGAAAACAUUAAAACAAGUGGCAACUUAUAUUGAAGUAAAAGAGACCAGGUUGAAGAUGGCCAAGGACAACACCCUGGAAACUUCAUCGGUUAUAAAUCAAAAGAUAGAAGAUGCCGUUAUGACGCUUCCAGAGAUUACAGUUGUGAGAGUCAAGGACCAGGCUGUGGAGCAAGCGAGAACUUAUGCCUUGCCGAAUAAAGUUGGAAAAGAAACAAUGACACCAGCAUACCCAAAUAAACCCCUUUUGGGAGCCAACUCUGCAAAGGUUAUUAUGGUUGGUAGCAAUGGUAAGGUUCAAGUACUGACCAAAGAGGCUUACUUGGGUUCUCGUGCUGCCAGAAAGACGAAGAUGACUGAAAGUAUGUUGCUGACGCUAGACGACAGUGCGGCGGCAAUGGCUUCCAAAGAGGCUUACUUGGGUUCUCGUGCUGCCAGAAAGACGAGGAUGACUGAAAGUAUGUUGCUGACGCUAGGCGACAGUGCGGCGGCAAUGGCUUCCAAAGAGGCUUGUGUAGGCUCUCGCGACGUGGAGAAAAAGAAAAGGGUGGAUCAAUUAUUAUCUUCUCAAACUAACAUUCCCCUUACAAAGGAGGCCACCUUUGGUGAAGAGGAGAAACCGAUGCGUAGAAAGCGUAAGGGGAAUUUUUGCCAUCAGUCAGUUGUUAUCAGCGAGGUUCCGGAUGUGUGCAAUGAUGAAAUUGUUGAGACAGAGUACAUGAAUACAGAGGUUUUGGCAGGUGACACGGUUGAAGAAUUCAAUAAGAUAAGUAGAUUGCCGAGGCAGAGGCAGUUGUCCUGCAGGAAUCCAGGCAUUUGCUCGGUAACUGAAAUUGUACCUGAUGCACCAGGAAGGAAUCAUACUGCAAAGGAGGAAACCGCUGCUCCAGAGAAAAAAACGCACGAAGUUGCAAGGCAGCGACGUCGGCGCGUUAACAAAAAUCGUUCAAUUACCUUUGCGGACGUUGUGGAUACGGAAGAGGUAGAGGGCGUUGUUGAAGCGUUGGAGGCGCAAGCUAUUUCUGAACCAUGCCAGGACAAGCAUUCAAAGGAAUCCCGCGGAGGCAAGCGCACACGGCAUCGACAUUCAAGAAAUGAUGUUUCUCGCAGUAACAUUUCUUUUUCAAUUAUCCCUGAUGAACUUGCGGACGCCAUUGUGGAAGAAGACCAAGCGACACAAGUCUCCUUAAAUGCAACACGAAAUUCUGGUAAAUCUUUAACGGAAAAGGAGAAUCCUACCAUCGUGCCGCGGCGUCUCACGGAGGCAACCGGUGCUGGGGAUACUGGGAAAGCGAACGAUGGUAAAUCAGCUAACAAGAAACGUAGGCAUCGUCAUGCAUCGGCCUGCCACAGGUCACGUGAAUUGGAGUGCUCGUUAGUUCCAGAUGCGAUAUGGAGUGAGAUAGCUGAGAGAGAGGAUGCCUUGGAAUUAACCAACAGAAAGUCUGUUGCUGGCGCACAGCUAGGAGAGGAACGCUCCUCAGGCCUUCAUCGCGGCGCAACCGACCCUACUUUACGAUCCUUGGCGCUUGGGGGUUCUGCUAGGCGUCGGAAUUCUUUCACCGGGGCACACAACAAGUUGAAUACGUCUUCCAACUUUGCCGUUUUGCCGGAACCGGAGGCAGGUGAGGCUCCAGAUGGCGGCAUGGGCCCCAGAAGAGAGGCCAAGGCAACGAACGACGGGGAAUCCGCACCGAGUGCGAAACGCAAGACCCACAAACCGCGUCGUGCGCGAAAGAACAACCCCAAUCGCUCUUCGACAAGUUUCGUUCUUGUGGACGAAGAGGAAGUCGUCGAGAUGAAAGAAAAGGUGGACGAGAACCUCGAUACCUCCGUUUCCAAGAGAAACGUGGCCAAGGCGGGAGCAACGCGGACGGCAUUGCCCAGACGUCGGGAGCGGAGACGCAAGUCUGCAGGCGGCAGCAUGGUUUCCAUUGAAAUUUCAGGCUUGGAGACCAUGGAAGAUACUCUCGACAGUACACUUAACAACACCGUGAAAGUGUCGAGAGUUAAGUGA
Trypanosoma conorhini is the source of this 2496-nucleotide messenger RNA. RefSeq names its product axoneme central apparatus protein. Lineage: Eukaryota; Euglenozoa; Kinetoplastea; Trypanosomatida; Trypanosomatidae. The record is from RefSeq and is a predicted model, not a curated record. The coding region runs from base 1 to 2496 and encodes 831 amino acids. The transcript has a single exon.